UUUUUACAGAUGAUUCUGGAGAAACGCCAGUGACAAAUUUUGCCGGCUUUGAUGGAUCAAUCGCUCUCACCAUGGGAUUGAGACAACACAAGAGGUUUCACAGAGCUCGUAACUUUGCUGAAGCGAAUUCAACAAGUGAGCUCAUCACACCUUCAAAGCCAUCUGACGACUGCCUGGACGUUCGAUUCGAUGACCAUGAACCAUCAAAGAUGACCCUUUGGACUCAAAUCUGUGGGAUGUUGGCAGGAAACCUCUUUCAUCUCUCUGGUGGAUACGCCAUGGGAUUCACUUCUCCAACGCUUGAUCAACUUCGCGAUGAUUUUGACAUUAGCAUGGACACUGCUACUUGGGUUGCCAGCACGCUCAUGAUAGGCUACAUCAUCGGUUGUGGCUUGGGUGGGCCCAUCAGUGAUAUCAUUGGGCGUAGACGCUCCUUGCAACUCUACAGCUUUAUCAGUAUCUGUGGUUGGAUGAUGGUCACGUUCGCCCAAAACUCCCAAAUGUUAUUAAGCGGACGUUUCGUUCACGGCCUAGCCGAUUCAUUGGCCGUGGCUCCCGCCAUUCUGUUCGUCGCAGAAGUCUCUCAUGUCAGAUUCAGGGGUGUGUUCAUGACCUUUGCCACCAUUUGCGCCACAUUAGGCGUACCCAUAGUCUACAUCAUCGGAUCAUACGUUCCUUGGCGAUACACGGCCUUCAUUGGGGCUACAACACCGUUCACGAUUUUUGGCCUCUUAGCUUUCUCUCACGAAUCGCCCAUAUAUCUCAUGAAGAAAGGCCUCGUCGAUGAGGCCUGGAAUGCUCUAGUGUGGUAUCGAGGACAGGAGUUUGAUGUGGGGAACGAGAUUUGCGAGAUUCGAGCCGAAAAUGAAGCCUCUUACCAAGAGUUUGUGGAGACAAAGCGGUCCCACUUUGUCUUAGUCGAAAGGGACACGAUUCGACCGGCUUGCAUCGCCAUCGGCCUCAUGGGUUUAUUGCCCAUGUCAGGGCUCUUCAACAUCACCUUUUUUGCAGCCGAUAUCAUUAAAGAUUUGGGCUUUGACACCAAUCAAAAUGCCAUGUCUGUGGUGAUUGGACUCUUACGGACCUUGGGCUGUGCAAUUUCUGUGUUUACCAUUCAGAAAUAUGGUCGGAGACGGUGUAUGUUGGUGUCAGCUGUUUGGGUCACUCUGUCGAUGAGUGUGGCCACUUUGGGUGUGGUAUAUCAAGAGCACUUCCAGCAAACGGAAAACACCGUAUUGAAUGAAGCUUUAAAUCUCACCAUAGUGGGUGGGUUGUUCUCAUUCAUGUUCAGCGUAGGAAUGGGCAUGAAUCCUGUGCCAUGGAUCCUUCUGGGGGAAUGGUUCACUCCAGUUAAUCGGGCCUUCAUCAACAGCUGUGGAACUGCAUUAUUCUUCGGGAGUUGUUUGAUUACAAUUCAGGUAUCAGAGUUUCUCCAAAACCAAGUCGGCAUGUCUGGAGUGUUAUUUUCGUAUAGUAUUUGGUCUACAAUCUUCACUGCGAUUGCUUUCAUGUGGGUUCCUGAGACCUUUGGUGGAUUAUACCACGCAACCAUUCCCUUGUUGAAUGAAGUGGUAGUUGACGACGAUGAUGACGAGUCAAUUCAGUUGUCAGAGGAUGUUUAAAAUCAUAGAAUUGCACAUUCAUGUUCAUUUAACUUUAAACUAUGUACAAAACUAUUUUUACAUUCCAAUUAAAAGAAGACAAUGGUGGUUAUCGAAA
Molecule: messenger RNA, 1719 nt
Organism: Tigriopus californicus
Lineage: Eukaryota; Metazoa; Arthropoda; Copepoda; Harpacticoida; Harpacticidae
Product: facilitated trehalose transporter Tret1-like
Exons: 5
Coding region: 72-1622 (516 amino acids)
Biological process (GO): transmembrane transport
Cellular component (GO): membrane
Molecular function (GO): transmembrane transporter activity
Source: RefSeq, a predicted model, not a curated record